CACACAGUGGGGCGUUGGCGAGGUUGUUUCGUACCAGCGAGCGACUCGGAGAGAGAGGCAGUGAGAAGAUGAGCUGUGGCAACAGCGGCAGAAGCGACGAUGAGGAUCAAAGACAGACGUACUACGCCAUUAGCAACUACACCGCCGUCGAAGACUCCCAGCUCUCCCUGUCUGAAGGAGACGUGGUUGAUGUGCUGGAGAAGGUGAACGAGACGUGGUGGUGGGCUGAGGUGGAGGGGGAAACGGGCUACGUCCCUACCAAUCACCUCUCGGAGACCUGUCCCAGCGAAGGCGUGGACAGAUGGCAGGACGUGGAAUACUUUUCCAGCUACAACACUCUGAAACUACAUCUUGAGAUGCUGAGUGACAAGCCUCGAACACUGGCCUACAGGACGGCAUUCGAGACUGCGAGAGCCUUCAUCCAGGGAAAGGUGGUACUGGAUCUGGGGUGUGGGACUGGGAUCCUCUCUGUGUUUUCUGCAUGUCUUGGAGAUUCCAGAAAGGUGUAUGCAGUUGAAGCCAGCGACAUCUGCGAGCAAGCAGAGAGGGUCAUAUCCCACAACAGUCUGUCUGAGAAGGUCAGUGUCAUCCAGACAAAGGCCGAGGACCUGGAGCUGCCAGAGAAAGUGGACCUCAUUGUGUCCGAAUGGAUGGGCACCAUGUUACUGUUUGAACUGAUGAUAGAGUCAGUGCUGGUUGCCAGGGACAAGUGGCUAAAGCCUGAUGGGGUGAUGUGGCCGUCAGAAGCUUGUCUCUACCUCGCCCCAUGCUCCGCCCACUCCGUCUACAACGAGAAGGUCAUGUUUUGGAACGACGUCUACGGAUUUGACUUCUCACCACUGAUUCCAGUGACCCAGGCCGAAAUUCUGGGUCAUCCUCUGCACAACCACGUCCUACCUGAAGACGACUGUCUGUCGCCCCCGGCAACUGUCGCCAGACUACUUCUGAAAACCGCCACCCUAGAGGACAUUGAGAAAAUCACGUCAAGUUUCAAGUUCAAGAUAACAAAAGAUGGAGAGUUCCAUGGGUUUCGGGUCAUGGUUUGAAGUAGAGUUUGGAGACGUCCCUGCAGAGUAUGACUACAAGCCUGUCACUCUCUCCACUGCGCCUCGGGCACCCCUCACUCACUGGAAGCAAGACCUGUUCAUGAUUGACACACCAAUCUCGGUCAAGAAAGGCGACAUGUUGGAUGGAGUAAUAUGCAUUCAGAGGAACAAGUUAUGGCGACGUCACCUGAAGGUCCAUAUCUCAUACACCCAUUCCCCCAUUUCUUCAGAUUCAGUACCACAGGAUUUCAAGAAGGAUUUUGCUCUCUGGAAAUAGUCAUUUUUCACCGUCACCAUAGCUAUUAUCUAUAUCAGUGCCAUUUUUACUACUGCGCGCUAUUGUCGCAAUCUCAUUUCAAUCUUCCACUGUAUGUACCACUCACAGCCUAUCAUUUUUGUUAACAACAGCAUAGACUUUUAUAACAAACUCAAGAGAGUUUAAACAUAUUUUAUUUAUUUGUACAUAAUGCUAGUGAUAGUAUACACUUCAUUAUAGAAGAGUGUGAUGUAUAUACAACAUACCAUACUCGAAAGAGUUAUUCAACAAUAAUUAUUUGUGUGUAUACUAAUGUGUAGCUAUUCAUCCCCAAGAGAAGUGUGUAAUGUGCCCCUACAAUAGCUAUAACAUCAACUGCAGCACCAUGAUCAUCGAUCGGGUUAGUUAUCCAGUAUAUGGCCCGGCCACCAGCAGAAGGUUCUUGCGAGUGAAGUGCAGGGAGUGUACUGGAGUUGACUUGGUUGGCAGACUCACCAGCAAACUUCCUUGAGGUUCGUUUCGAUUGCCUGUCUCUUCAAAUGAGGACACGUCCCACAACCUGACACAGUUGUCCAGCCCUCCUGAGGCAAGGAUGGUGCCGUCUCUGGAGAACACAAGCUGAUAGACGGUGUCUGUGUGUCCCUUCAGCUCACAGACUUUGCUGGCUUUGCCAAUGUCCCACACCAGAAUGCGCUUGUCAGCUCCUGUACAGCCAUAGUAGUAUACACUCAGAUACAUAAUAUUUUUUGUCUGGAGCAAACUCAUUCCAAAUGUGGCAG
This is a messenger RNA of Geodia barretti, 2081 nucleotides long. The record is from the annotation of a GenBank genome assembly. NCBI's taxonomy places the organism in Eukaryota, Metazoa, Porifera, Demospongiae, Tetractinellida, Geodiidae.